Messenger RNA from Aspergillus puulaauensis, 345 nucleotides. RefSeq names its product Spo12 family protein. Bases 1 to 345 code for a protein of 114 amino acids. The transcript is spliced from 3 exons. The record is from RefSeq and is a predicted model, not a curated record. Lineage: Eukaryota; Fungi; Ascomycota; Eurotiomycetes; Eurotiales; Aspergillaceae.
AUGAGCUCUACACCCCUCGCUGCCCGCUCGCCAAACACCCACCUUGCUUCCUCCAACAACGAGCAGGACCUGAAGACUGCGUCAACCACCAUGAACUCAAUGGACCACCACCGCCAGAUCCUCCAGGGAAAGCUAGACAGCCAGGAAAAGCAACAAACAUACGUUUCUCCAUCCGACGACAUCAUGAGCCCCUGCUCAAAGAAACUCAGCGACAUCAAGGGAAAGCGCUUCAAGAAUGCCGGAAAACCCCAAUCGCUGUUCGCCAAGCUGGGCAAGAAGAACUAUGAGCAGUCAUCCGCCGAGAAGGCUCGCAAUUCUACAGAUAGUGCCGAGAAGAGUGCUUGA